Messenger RNA from Ruditapes philippinarum (Manila clam), 1937 nucleotides. RefSeq lists its product as uncharacterized. Gene Ontology annotation, molecular function: mannosyltransferase activity. The record is from RefSeq and is a predicted model, not a curated record. NCBI's taxonomy places the organism in Eukaryota, Metazoa, Mollusca, Bivalvia, Venerida, Veneridae. Gene Ontology annotation, biological process: mannosyl-inositol phosphorylceramide biosynthetic process. The transcript has 2 exons. The coding region runs from base 107 to 1408 and encodes 433 amino acids.
UAUACUUUAUUGAAAAUGUUUUAUUUAGAUCUAACAUUAAAUUGUUAGCCGAUAAUAUUAUUAUUCUUUUUUCAGGCUUUAAGCGGAACUGAAACGCCAAUAUACAAUGGCGUCUUUUAAAAGAACUGCACUGUGGACAUGCGCAUGUUUUCCUCUUGGACUGAUGUUUCUGUAUUGGUAUCAGCAAGUUCUUGAAAUUAAAGCUAUACAUCAGCUAGACGAUACACUACAGGGAGAUAAGGCAGAAAUCUUCCCGAGAAAUCUUACAAAUAACAUGAUCAAAGGAGACUCAUUGUCGAAAGCAGAAGGUCAAAACAUUUCCAGGAAGCAAAGCAAAGUGACUGAACUUGAUUCAUACAAAGAAAAGCACAUGUCGGAGAUGGAAAGAAUCUUGUUGAAGUAUGUUCCAAUGCAACCGGCAGACGAGAUGGAGUUUCCCUCAACAGACGCUCGCGAGCCUCGUAUACCUCACAUCAUCCAUCAGAUAUGGUGUGACGAGAAUAUUCCAGAACCAUAUCGAGGCUUUAUAGAAACAUUCAUUAAUCAAAAUCCAAAAUGGCAGUACCGAUUCUGGACGUAUGAAUCCGGACGAAAACUCAUUAAAGACCGAUUUUCUUACAUAUUACCUGCAUUCGACCUAUUUAAAAAGUGUGAUGCAACUCAUUUUGAUAUGAUAAAAUACGCGGUUCUCUACGAGUUCGGUGGAGUUUACACGGACUUUGAUAUGGAAAAUAUACGCCCACUGGAUAUAGCUACAUAUAAAUACGCUUGUAUGAUACCCAUGAAACCCUACGAAGAAUGGGUAAUGAUUCAUUCACUUAAAGACGAUUUAUUUUUAUCUUUAGACGACUAUCAACCACCUCCACAGCUGACUACGGAUAUAAUGCUUUGCCGACCUAAGCAUCCAUUCUUUAAACUUUUGCUCUCAAAUCUACUGCCAGCGGCCCCAACAACGGAACGUGACCCUGAUCAAAUUAGUGGAGCAAGUUAUGUUAUGGAGACUUAUAUUGCAUACAAUGGACUUACGUUUGAAAAUGUGACAAACCACGACACGAAUCAUCCUAGUAACACGCCUAAUUUUUAUCAAGGUACACGCAAGGAGGACGACAUUGACGCCGUUUAUAUUCCAAACUCUCAGUACUUUUAUGACAGCGUGGAUCCCAUUUAUGUUAAUGAUGGAAAAUUGAAUAAGUGUUGGAAAUUUGACGAAAUAGAGCAAAUGCCGGGCCAGAUUAAACACGCAUGCGCGGAAUAUGAACGCCGUAGGACCGUAAGGGAAAAUCGAAAAUAUACGUUUACAGUACACCAUAAUCAUCAUUCAAAAAUGUAUGACUUCGAUCGUUGGGUAAACUCAUUAGAGAAAAUAAAUAUAAUACAGGUUGUGCCGGGACGCAUUUUAUAUAAUUAAAGAUUACUUAAACAUAGAUUAUCAUUGAAAAACACAAAACACUGCAUUUUGCACUGAAUAAAGAAGUCUUCAACCCGCUUGCCCCUUACUACUGUGAGUUCGAAUCCCACCAGGAACUUUUGAUAUUUCAUAUGAGGUCGGUGAUUCUACUGCCUUAAUUAAUGCACGUAGCACCCGAGGUAUUCGUCAACCAGUAAAGCUAUGUACAGAAAGUCGUUAUAUGACAUUACUGAUUAAACACAAUCAAUAGAUAUGUAUUUUACAGAAAAUCUGCAUGUUUUAUCUGUUCUUUAUUUCGUCUCUUUGUACAGUUUCAACAUGAAAUAAUUACAACUUCUGAACAGAAUUAAAAACAGCUUUAUGAUACUAUAUUGGGAAAUCUCAUAGCUAUUGCUUAAGUUAAUUCGCAACGAAACCGGGCCAACUGUAACAUCACAGUGGGCUUCUGAAAAUAGUGUUUUAACGAAAAUGCGAAUAAUUGCCGCACCGGCCAACAUCAAUGUCACGCCAGAGUCAUGUGCUUUAUAUU